Messenger RNA from Coprinopsis cinerea okayama7#130, 3594 nucleotides. RefSeq names its product vegetative incompatibility protein HET-E-1. Gene Ontology annotation, biological process: negative regulation of transcription by RNA polymerase II; cell surface receptor signaling pathway. Gene Ontology annotation, molecular function: protein binding. NCBI's taxonomy places the organism in Eukaryota, Fungi, Basidiomycota, Agaricomycetes, Agaricales, Psathyrellaceae. The transcript has 10 exons. Bases 1 to 3594 code for a protein of 1197 amino acids. Gene Ontology annotation, cellular component: nucleus; transcription repressor complex. The record is from RefSeq and is a predicted model, not a curated record.
AUGAGUUCAACAAGUUCUGCAACCAAGCCGCGAAAGCGCGAUCGCUUCAAAGAGAAGCUCCUCUCGAAAUUCAGAUUCGGAUCGCAUUCGAAUUCGCCUACUCCUUCGAUUCCUCAGUCUGGCUCAAGUUCCAUUCGAGACCUCAGCCUGGAUGUACCUGGGAGACAAGGCGAGACUGCGGCGCCCACCGAGAACGCACCUCAAAGUGCCACUGUUCCCCAGACCAACGAGGGAGGCCAGGUUGUCAUCGGGGGCGCCCUAUCCGUGCGCGAUGGUGGAGUUCAGCCAACUGGAACCCCGUCCGUUGACGAGGUGGCUCACACUCGCCACCAGAGCUCGGUCGACGCACCGCUUGCGCCCACCACACGCACCAACCCUGUCACAGACACGCCGGUCAUGCCCAGCGCCGACGGAGGCAAUUCCACCACCCCUGCGAUUGCGACGAACGAAGGAUCAGUGUCGUCGGCUGCACGCACGAUCUUCUAUGGCACCAAGGAAGUCUUGCGGGUUAUCAAGGAGACCACCGAUGUAUUCCCCCCGGUCAAAAGCGUCGCUGCUGCGAUGUUGGAAAUCCUGAACAUACUGGAUACUGUUGAUGGCAAUCGCGAUGAGGUCAAGAAGCUCGGCAGUCGCCUUGAAGUCCUCAAGGACAUCCUCAAGUCUUGCCCUACCACGGGCGUGGAGCAAUCGGUUCGAGAUCGACUGGAUGGCUUAGCCAGGAUGCUCCAACAAAAGGCGUCGGAGAUGAAGAAGAAAUUGGAUGAUUCGAUAGGGAAGCGGGUGUUUAAUGCGACGGAGGAUCAGAAGGAGAUUAAGCAGGCUGUUGAAGAGGUCAGGUUCGCGAUCGAGGUUGCGAUGGUAUCGUCCUUCUCGCUCUGCUCCACAGUGCAGCUUCUGAUACGAGUUCAGUUUGACAUUAGUAUUUCGGACCACAAGGCAACCCUUAAGGUGGCGGAGGGAAUGGGUUGGGUGAAGGAUAAAGUGGUGGAGACGAGGGAUAUGGUCGCUGGAACAAAGGAAGUCGUUGAAUGGUUGAAGAAGAACGAACACCUCAAGAGGAUCAAGACCGUUGCUGGAGCCGAGUUCAAGCAAGAGAACCGCCAAGGAUGUAUCCCCGGAACCCGAGUCGCGCUUUUGGCGAACCUACUCUGCUGGGCCAAAGACCCGACCUCCCUUCCCAUCUUCUGGCUUUGCGGCAUGGCCGGUACUGGCAAGACGACGGUGUCAGAGUCCCUCUGCGCCCUACUCUACGCGGAAGGUCUCCUCGGGGCCAGUUUCUUCUGCUCGUUGGACCACGACGCCCGAAGCGAUGUCCAGUGCAUUAUCCCAUCCCUUGCCAGGGCCCUUGCAAGGGUUCGCCCAAAGUUCGCGGAGCAAUUGGUUAAGGCGCUCGAAUCCGACGAGUGCAGUGACCCCAUUGCUAUGAACUUCGAAGAUCAGUAUCGCGUGCUCAUCCUCGAGCCUGCGAGAGCCGCAUUUGGGCCUGACGAGUUGGUGGUCCUCGGCAUCGACGCCCUUGAUGAGUGCACCGACAAGCGCAAGCUCAAGAAGCUCCUAGACACCAUCGUGUCUCAGAAGCUCCCGCCAUCGCUCAAAGUCUUCUUGACCAGCCGCCCUGACGUCGUUGUAGAAGACGUGUUCCACUACCACCAAAAAUAUCCGGAGCUUCUGCACUUGCACGACGUCGAGGAACAUAUCGUCGAAGCCGAUAUCACCGUCUAUCUGCACUAUCGCCUCUCGCAACUCGUACGCCUUCGCGAUCAUGUCCAGCCAGAGGAUGUCCAGGCCCUCGCCAAGCGGUCUCAAAAGCUCUUCAUCUUUGCCGCAACUUUGGCCAAUUACCUCGAGGAGUACCGCGCAGGCAACGUCGUCCGGCUGUUCCGCGACCUCUGUUCGUCCGAAGAAUCGUCGUUGUCCACCAGUCGUCUGGAUUCGCUGUACCGGCUGUAUGGGCGCGUCAUGUCGCAGGCAUUUGAAGGGCUGGAACCGGUGGACGCUCAGAACGCGUUUGUGUGUCUGUCGUUGCUCCUCGUUGCACUGCAUCCUCUGUCUGUUUCAGACUAUGCCGACCUUCUCGGAAUGGAGAACGACGAUGUUCGCUGCGCCUUCCAAGGCAUGCGAGCUGUCAUCCAGGUGCCAGGAGACGACCACCGACCCAUCAGCAUCCUCCACGCAUCCUUCGCUGACUACCUCACCACCGACAACCCACAUCGCCGACGUGAAUGGGCUAUCGAUCGAUGUUCGGCAAACGAAAUGGCUGCUCUUCGUUGCUUCACUGUGAUGGAGAAGGAGCUGAGGCUGGGUAUCUCGGGUGCGGCGACAUCGUACAAGUCGAACAGCGAGCAGCCGAAACCGUUGCGCAUUGCAUCUCAUCUGGCGUAUGCCUGUACGGCGUGGGGUAAUCAUGUCCUUGGCAUGGCCACAGCAACAGGAGGUUUAUUGGAUGAGGUUCGAGAACGAUUGGACGAGUUCCUGGUGGGGAAAUCACUGUAUUGGUUGGAGGUGCUGAGUGUGGAGAAGAAGGUGGAUUACGCCUAUGAUACCUUACCCCACAUUGCAAAGGCUCUACCAGCUCUGUCUCAUAAUACCCGAGAUCGCCUCACGGCUAUCGCAACAUUUUCAUCCACGUUCCGGACUCCCAUCAGUCAUAGUGCUCCCCACCUCUACCACUCUGCCCUACCUGCCUAUAUUGCCUCGGAGCCAUCAUUAUGGUUCCAUCCCCAACUUGCUGCAGUUCCCUCACUCUCCUACUCAUAUCAAAGAAGGCAGUUAUGGACAAGUCAUGUUGGUGGAUCCGUGUGGUGUGUUGCCUUCUCCCAAUCUCGGAGCCUCCUUGCCUCUGGGUCCGAGGACAGGACCAUCUGCCUGUGGAACCCCCAGACUGGGGAGGCACUGGGUGAGCCUCUGAAAGGGCACAGUCGUGGGGUCACCUCUGUUGCCUUCUCCCCAGAUGGGACCCUCCUUGCCUCUGGGUCGGGGGACCAGACCAUCCGCCUGUGGAACCCCCAGACUGGGGAGGCGCUGGGUGAGCCUCUGCAAGGGCACAGUGCUUGGGUCACCUCUGUUGCCUUCUCCCCAGAUGGGACCCUCCUUGCCUCUGGGUCAUGGGACAAGACCAUCCGCCUGUGGAACCCCCAGACUGGGGAGGCCCUGGAUGGGACCCUCCUUGCCUCUGGGUCCGAGGACAAGACCAUCCGCCUGUGGAACCCCCAAACUGGGGAGGCCCAGGAUGGGACCCUCCUUGCCUCUGGGUCCGAGGACAAGACCAUCCGCCUGUGGAAUCCCCUCCAAUACAAGCCCACCUACCUCCAACAUUUUGACUCCUCCAAUGUUCAAGAUCAGGUGUUGCUCCACAUGUAUCCUCCCUCCAUCUACAUGGCUCAGGAUGAUGGCUGGAUCCGCAACACAGCAGGAGAUCUCCUCUUUUGGGUUCUACCCGGAGACCGUCCCCAUCUCUUCUCCCCUGCAACCCAAUGGAAAAGUGGUGUCUUCUGCCAGCUCGAUCUGACCAAUGCAGUUCACGGAACUGAAUGGACCAAAUGCCAGGAACCGAGGCCACCAGGCGAACCACCCCAGCUGUGGCCUAUCGGGUAA